ACGAGUUUUGUAAUUUUGUUUCUGAUCCAAGCAGACCCUCAACCAAAAUCCCAAAUGACAUGGCAAAUUCUGAUCUGUGUGCCGUAGCCGCCAUUGACGACAAAGAACCAGAGCUAAGCUACAGCUUGGACCCUGAAACUGUGUCGUUUUCUCUACCGUAAAAAUCGCAGCUUUGGCAUAUUCCGUGUAAAAAAGAUGAGGUCUUCUUUGGAGACAAUCAACAUCGCUGCAAGUACUCAGAAGCUUGAAGUUGAUAAUCGAAUUUCUCUUCGUUUCUACUAUCGGAUUGCAGAUAAUAUCCUCAAACAGGCGGAUAUCUUUCGUGCUGAGAAUAAUAUUGUUGAUUUAUAUAUCAUGCUGCUAAGAUUUUCUAGCCUGGUCUCUGAGACAAUUCCAUGUCACCGAGACUAUAGAACAUCUCCACAAAGCAAGAAAGUAUCAUUAAGAAAGAGAUUGUUAAAUUCUAUGAAUGAACUGGAGAAGUUGAAACCACUGGUACGACAGAAGAUCAUUGAGUUUAACAGCAGGCAAGCAUAUCAACACAAUGGGUGGGAAAAAAAUCAUUCAAAUAGUUUGAUGCAUUUUUCUCCAAUGAAAAAGGAAACCUUGCCUAGUUACGGUCUAAUAAAGGAAGUCAGACCAAGAGCUGGAGAGUUUGUUUCCGAGGGAUCAAGGGGUCAGCCUUUUUCUUAUGCAAAGCCUAUUGACGAGAAAAUGAGACGAUUAUCUCUAACUCUCCCACGUCCAACAGAUGAAACUCUCUCUAGACAUUCGAUUCUUGGUCCCAGUGGGCUUAACGGGCAGUGGCUACCACCUAUAAGUGAUAAACGGGUCAGGUAUCCAUCCAACAUUGAUCUCUCACCAAUUGAAAUUCCAAGCCUACAACAAGAUUUGGAAGAUGGAUCUCAGAAGAAAAAAGAUAAUAGCACUGUAGAACACAAUAAUUUGGAUAUGAAUUCCAGUCUUACUCAAACUGAGGACUGCCAGGCUCAGCAUGCUGAUGAACCUCCUUCUCUUAUCUCUUUUGAAGAAGUAACAGAAAUCACUCCUCAAAUAGAAGUUAUAAGACAGCCUUCUCCGCCGCCUGUACUUGCUGAAGUACAAGAUUUGGUUCCUCCAGUUUCACAUCAGGUUAAUGAUGUGGAAUGUAAGAUAGAGACCACAUCAUCAGAUAAUUUCCUUUGUGGCGAGUCUCCUUUGCAACUACACAUU
This is a messenger RNA of Arachis ipaensis, 1212 nucleotides long. Lineage: Eukaryota; Viridiplantae; Streptophyta; Magnoliopsida; Fabales; Fabaceae. The record is from RefSeq and is a predicted model, not a curated record.